Molecule: messenger RNA, 991 nt
Organism: Danio aesculapii
Lineage: Eukaryota; Metazoa; Chordata; Actinopteri; Cypriniformes; Danionidae
Gene: smim1
Product: small integral membrane protein 1
Exons: 3
Coding region: 81-299 (72 amino acids)
Source: RefSeq, a predicted model, not a curated record
GUCAAAGUCUAAGGAUCUGACUGACUGCAGAGCUGAUGUCCUGACCUCCUUUGACUUUUAGGGGCAGCAGAGAGCUGGAAAUGGAGUCCAAUGGGGCCAGUGUUCAAUAUAACCGCUGGAGUGAAGAUAACAUUACCUUGCAAGAACCACAAUCACGGUCCAGACUGCUUGGAAUCUACAACAGAGUGUUCACUGGACGGCUGGUCAUCAUGUUCAAAAUAGCAGCAUCCUUGACAGUGAUGGUUGUCAUUUACAUUGCUGGAUACAUCACUGGAUUCUACGUUCAUCAGUGUGGAUAAGGAUACUCUGUACUGAUAAUGGGAUAUUGGAAAGAAAACUGGUUGUUAUUUGGAAAAUUUGUUAGAUUUUUUUAUAGUAUACUAAUAUUUUGCUUUUAUUUUGUUUAAAUGUGCUACACUGCAACACAGAUUAACUUUUUACUUUAACUUAACUUUUGAAAAUGAUUAAUUUUUCAAUUUUUAAUAAGAAAAAAGAUGUUAAGAAAUAUUAAUGCGCUGUCAUCAUUUACUCAUCCUUGACUUGUUUCAAACCAGUUUCAGUUUCUUUGUUCUGUUGAACACAAAUGAAUAUUGAAGAAUGUUGGUAACCAUUGACUUCCACAGUAUUUGUUUUUCCCACUGUUUGUCAAUAGUUACCGGUUUCCAUCAAUCUUCAAAAUAUCUUCUUUUGUGUUCAAAAAUAAAAUCGUUUUGGAAUAGGUCAAGGGUGAGGAAAUGACGACAGAAUUGUAAUAAAAUCCUUUAAUGAAAUCUUUAAUUAAAAUCUUUGAAUUAAAAAGAGACCAUCUUUAAUUUUGAAAAACAAAGUCAUAUACAAAAGUGUAUUAUAGCUAUCACAUUAGUCUAUGUUAUUUUUCUAUUAUAGCAAUAAAGUAUUAAAAUAAAACUCUUUACAGUGAAGCUCAAGUUUUAGUUAAUGCUUUAACAAUUAACAAUACUUUCGCAGCAUUCAUGUAAUAAAAAUCAAUAAU